Molecule: messenger RNA, 9083 nt
Organism: Chara braunii
Lineage: Eukaryota; Viridiplantae; Streptophyta; Charophyceae; Charales; Characeae
Source: the annotation of a GenBank genome assembly
UAGGUAGGGGGGGGGGGGGGGGGGAGGAACGUCUUCCAAGGGGGAAAUCAGCCAGGGACCAUGCCGACCUACAACAUCAGCUCUGUUUGUGUGGACUUUCCUUUUGAGGCAUAUGAAUGCCAGAUAGUGUAUAUGAGCCGGGUCAUUGAAGCUCUGCAAAAGGGGCAAAAUGCUCUUCUUGAAAGUCCAACUGGGACAGGAAAGACUCUGUGUUUGUUGUGUGCAACAUUGGCAUGGCGCAAAAGUGUUGCGAACAAAAUCGCACAAUUGACAGCGGCCAGUCGCAAUCGAGAAGCAUCUCAGAGCGGUGGUGAUGGGAAUGGUAAUCCUGGAAAUGUGGCCAAUAAUAAUCUAGGUGAUCCCGAUUCUUCAUCGACAAUUCCGUCCGUUCCAAAUAUCAUCUAUGCCUCACGAACUCACAGCCAACUUCGCCAAGUCAUCAGGGAGCUUAAGGCCACCAAAUACCGGCCAAAAAUGUGUGUGUUGGCGUCCCGUGAGCACUUGUGUAUCCAUGAAGAGGUCUCUCAGUUGAGAGGUACAAUGCAGAAGAACGUGUGUAGAUCGCUCGUUCAGCGCUCUCGGUGCUGCUAUUUCCGAGGAAUGCAGGAGUGUAAAGGGGACCCAGAUUUGGAAGCUGAACCACUUGACAUAGAAGAUCUCGUCAAGUUUGGACGCGAAAAGCGCGCGGGAUUGUCAUGUGAGAGGCGGUGGGCCCUCUUGCUGAGGCAUCGGGGGCUGGAGCCUGUCCCGAGCAAUGAUGGUAGGUGCGCCACCUGGUGUCCGAAGGUCGCGUUGCUGCGCGAUGGGAUUCGGUUGCUGCGCGAUGGGACUCAGUUGCUGCGGGAUGGGAUUCAGUUGCUACGCGAUGGGACUCGGUUGCUGCUUGCUGGGACUCGGUUGCUCCGUGCUGGGACUCGGUUGCUGCGUGCUGGGGCUGGGUUUUGCAUGCUGGGACUCGGUUGCUGCGUGCUGGGAUGGAUUGCUGCGUGCUGGGAUUCGGUUGGUGCGUGCUGGGAUUCGGUUGCUGCGGGCUGGGACUCAGUUGCUGCGCAAUGGGAUUCGGUUGCUGCGCGCCGGGACUUGGUUGCUGCGGGAUGGGAUUCGGUUGCUGCGUGCUGGGACUCGGUUGGUGCGUGCUGGGGCUGGGUUGCUGCGUGGUGGAACUCGGUUGCUGCGUGGUGGGGCUCGGUUGCUGUGUGGUGGGGCUCGGUUGCUGCAUGCCGGGAUUCGGUUGCUGCGUGCUGGGACUCGGUUGGUGCGGGCUGGGACUCGGUUGCUGCGCGAUGGGAUUCGGUUGCUGCGCGCGGGGACUCGGUUGCUGCGGGCGUGCUGGGGSUCCGUUGCUGUGUGCUGGGGCUCGGUUGCUGCGUGCUGGGACUCGGUUGCUGCAUGGUGGGAGUCGGUUGCUGUCUGCUGGGGCUCGGUUUUGCGUGCUGGGGCUCGGUUGCUGUCUGCUGGGGCUCAGUUUUGCGUGCUGGGGCUCGGUUGCUGUCUGCGGGGGCUGGGUUUUGCGUGCUGGGGCUCGGUUUGCUGCGUGCUGGGGCUCGGUUGCUGCGUGCUGGGGCUCGGUUGCUGCGUGCUGGGGCUCGGUUGCUGCGUGCUGGGGCUCAGUUGCUGCGUGCUGGGACUCGGUUGCUGCGUGCCGGGACUCGGUUGCUGCGUCCUGGGACUCGGUUGCCGCGUGCCGGGACUCGGUUGCGCGGUUAUCACAUUAGACGCAUAGGUUUCCCGUGCGAGUGCGACCCACGGGUUGUUGUCCUAUCCUUGGUUCGCCAGAGUUUCGCGAGUAGACCAAAAAGUCUUGGUACGUCGUUGGUUGACUAUGGUAGGCGGUCUUACUGCGCUUUUGCGGAGGGGAUCGUUUUUCUGCAUGGUUGGGACGCAAAUAUGGAUGUUGGGCACGUGGGCAAUGGUCAACGCCCUUUGCGGUCCGGGCCUUGGUGGGAAGCGCUUAUGCUUCACAGGUCUUGCGAUGAUAUCUCGCACGCUCCGCACGUGUUUCCGGACCACCUUCGGUUGCGGAGCGGUUCGUGCAAUGAUAGUGUAGAUGCACGUGCGCAAGCCACUGGGGGCUUAGGGACGACGGUCCACGAUAUCCCGGAGGCGGGAGAUUUGGUUUGGGUGGAAGGUGCGCACGGCGGUCGAUGGACUGCUGUGGGCAAUGGUCAUUCCCGUGAGUCGGAGUCUUUGCCCUUCGAUGCAUCUGCGGCUGCGAAUUUCCUGCCACAGGGUGGGUACGGGGUAGCUGGUCGUUCAACGGCACGUUCACGGGUCAAUGCACAGACGUCGACGUUCACUACGCCUAGCUGCGGUCUUCAAGGCAUUGCGCCGCGAAGUGGUGAUCUUUCACCGCAGCCCGUGGCGGAACUCUUCUCCGCGCAUGUUUCCGAAAGACCUGGGGGUUGGGCCGGGAAGCCGAAGAGGAGACGGUGUGAAAUGCCGGUUACGGCGCCCGCUGCGGACGGUCGUAACAGAAUGGAUCGUACAGUGGCGCGAGCUUCGGUUGCACCAAAUCCCGUUGAUGCGAUGGCGCGUCGUACGUGGGUUGGUGGUCCGUUGUGUCAGGCAGCUUAUGAGGAUAUCACCAACUGCUCGACUCCUCGGUUUUCUCCAGAAGUAGCUCCGGAUGUUGAUUCAACGUUGUUUGGAGACAAACACGUGUUUCAGCUUCCACUGGAAGUGGAGCGGGAGCCCUCGUGUGUGCCGCAAAGUGUGCGAGGUGCUUGCUCUACGACUCGCAGCUCCGACCGGCUCGAUGCGGAGGGGCGGUUUGCGGCUGCGGAAGCCGGGGUGGAAGGGGGGUUGUCCCGACUUCUCCGGAAGCGCAAUGCGGGAUUGUCACGACGACAGCGCAGUCUUAUAUCUCAGCUGGCCAGAGUGAUUCCGCCGGCUUCUGCGUGCGUCGUGCGGAGUUCGGCCGAUGGUCCCGUGGGUGGUGAUAGCACGGGUCGGUCGGUUGGGUGGGGGUCGGCAUCGAGCGUGGCGAUUGCUUGUGCGGCACGUCGGUUGAGAGUGUCGAGGCGACGGAAGCGCAGGGCGUCGGCACGUGCCGGGGGCAGCAGCGGCGAGCCCCUGAGAGUGUCGAGGCGACGGAAGCGCAGGGCGUCGGCACGUGCCGGGGGCAGCAGCGGCGAGCCCCUGAGGUUUCUCGAUGCGCCUGCGGGUUGCCAUAGUCGGGGAGAGGGAAGGCGGAGGGGGGACGGGAACGUUGGGGUUGGAAGCGAGGUCGGUGUAUCGGAAAGAGCAUUGCGACGCUCGAGCGCACAGGUGUGCGCUUCCGACCGCCGUUCGGACUUGGAGGGACAUGCGUCUGCGGUUGAGGGACGGGGCGAGGGGGCCGACGAACUCGGGAUCGAUGCCGGAAGCCGUUCGGGGUUGGACGUAGGCAGGUUACGUUUGGGGUCCGUGGGUGGCGCAUCCGAGGAGGUCGCUCGUGUGGCACCGCCGCGUUUGCCUGUGCUGCCUUUUGCUACUUACCGUUGCGCGAUCUCGAACGGUGUGCAGAUCUUUCGGAACGAGGGCACGGUGGAUGCGUACAGUCUCGGGGAACGUUCGCCUUGCGCGCAUUGCGGUGCUCUGCUUUGGCCGCAUGAACAUGCGUGGAAAACGAUUUGUUGUAAAGGAGGCAGGACGAAGUGCCAAUUGUGGGAGAUGCCGGAGGAAGGAAGUGCGGCGCACUUGGUGCUGUCGCUAUGGACAGAGGACUCUCGCGAGGGCAGGCUUUUGAGGGCGAAUUCGCGUAGGUUCAACAACGCGUUGUGCCUCUUCGCACAGAUGUACGUUUACGACCCUGCUGACGUUGACGCUGUUACGGACAUGCGAGUGGACACGAUGCACCUUCGCGAGAGCACGACGGAGUGCGAGAUCCAAGCAAUUCGGCUGUUGCUUGCUCGCCUUCACGGACUUCUGCUGCAGUGCAAUCCGUAUGUGCGCGACUUUAUAACGUAUCACGAAAUGCCUGCUGCUCGGCGUGAUGGGGUGAGGAUCGUUAUUAACCCCCACACGCGGCCACGCGGUGAGCACGAACGGCGGUACAACAAACCGGAAGGCUUGUUAGAGUUGUGCGUGUUGAUUCCGGACCAGUUGUUGUCGAGCGAGGUGGAGGUGCGUUGUCGGGCGGAGGGCAGCGGAGGCUCUGUGGUAAGAAAGGUUGCCGAUGACAAUAGGGCGUACAACCCUUUGCAUUAUGUGCUUUUGGCGGAGGGCAGCGNAUUAUGUGCUUUUGGCGGAGGGCAGCGGAGGCUCUGUGGCAACCCCGAAAGCAUGACCGCGAGACAAUUCUAUGCCUUCCAUUUGAAUGAGAGGUGUGGGGAGCGUACCACCCUGCUUUGCGCGGAGCGAUUGCUUCAGGAGUACUGCUGCAUGGCAUACGCCAAGGUCGAGACUCAUCGCUUGAACUACUUGGAGUUUAACCAGGAGAAAAUGCGCUGCGAACGGUACAAGGAACUGCAGAGAGCUGUGCACGAGAAUGAACAUGGCGACGGCAUGGGGACGAAGGUCUUUUUGCCUUCGACGUUCACGGGCGGGCCCCGUCACAUGGCCGAGAAGUAUUACGAUGCCAUGGUCGUUGUUCAAAAGCUCGGGAGACCCGAUCUGUUCAUUACAAUGACUUGCAACAGCAACUGGCCUGAAAUCUUGGAUGCGCUGCUGCCGGGUCAGUGGCCACCCGUCGAAAGGUUGCCCUUUCACUUGGAGGGCGACGAGACUGUCGUGUUUGAAGAAGGCGGCAAGGAGGCUGCAGUCGACGUUGGAGCGGGUCGCACAAAGUUCACUGCGUGGAUGGAGCUGAACGAGGAGCUUCGAUGCUCUGGCUGCGAUCGUUUUCCGCUGUAUUCCGAUAUCACGGAAACCCACACGUGGCACAAGGCUGAGAAGCGGUGGAAAUUGCGGCGCUCGGGUGGUAGAUCCGGAGCCUUUCCUAAGAUCGGGCGGCUGCAGCGUGCGUGCCCGGCUCAGGGGGACCUCUUCUACUUGCGCAUACUCCUCGGGCAUGAACAUUCUCGUGGUGCAACGUCUUUCGCUGCCCUGAGAACGGUGGAGCAGCGGGAGUUGGGCACGUUUCGAGAAGUUUGCCAGCGCCUCCAUCUUCUUGACGAUGACUCGGAGUACGACAAGGAUAUGGAAACGGCGGCUCUUCAUUACAUGCCGCACCAGAUCAGGCAAGUGUUCGCGAUGCUGCUUGCGUACGGUCCGGUGUCCGACCCCAUGGCGCUGUUUUAUAAGUACUGGGAGCCCAUGUCCGAGGACUACGUGAGGAAGUUGAGGGGCAUGAGUGUCGCGCCGGGGGUUCUGCAAUCGUUGGCGUUGUUGGACAUUCACGUUCAGCUAUUGGACAUGAAAACGAGUAUGGGAGGAGUUGGUUUGACGUUCCCCGACCCAGAGGCGCAGCGCGUUGCUGAGGAGCUGCGCGCUCGGAUUCCCCUCGAGGGCUUGCCCGAGCUGAUCCGAGAGGAGCUGAUGUACGACAGGGCGGAUAUGGAGAGGCAGUGGGCAGCAAACUACCCUUUGUUUCGCCCUUCGCAAAAAGAGCUGGUCGAUGGCGCUAUGUCCGCUGUGCUCAACAGGAGUCCCCUGUGCGUUUUCGUCGAUGCUCCCGCCGGAACAGGAAAUACCUUUUGCAUUAACACGAUACUUGCUGGCGUUCGUCGGCACGAAAACUGCAUCGCUUUGGCGGUCGCGUCCAGCGGAAUAGCGUUGCUUCUGCUUCCCGGCGGAAGAACAUUCCACUCGCGGUUUCAGGCGCCUCUUCAGCCGGAUGCUAAGAAACCAUUUCCGAUUCGAAGACAGAGCGGACUUGCACAACUGAUAAGAAUGUGCAGCCUUAUAGUGUGGGACGAGGCCCCGAUGACGCACCGGGCGCAGCUGGAAGCUCUCGACCUCACCUUGCAAGAUAUCUGUCAAUCGGACGAGCCCUUCGGUGGUAAGGUGCUGUUGCUGGCGGGCGACUUCAGGCAAGUUUUGCCGGUGGUGAGGAGGGGCAGCCGGGCUGAGCAAAUCAGGGCUUCCAUAAAAUCGUCGCCGUUGUGGGCACGCUUCAAGACGCACAAGCUGGACGAGAACAUGAGGGUUCUGCGCCGUGGCGAUGAUGAGGUCGCAAGAAAGUUCGCUGCUUUCCUGCUGCGUGUGGGUGACGGGGAGCACGACGUCGUGGACCUCGCGGAUCCCGAGACGAUUGAGUUGCCACCGGAGAUAUGCAUGGAUCUGGAUCUUGCUGCUCUCAUCGACUGGACGUUUCCCGACCUCGGUCGGCAUCUUCACGACCCCGACUACCUCACCGGCAGGUUUGUUUUGUGUCCGAAGAACGACGCUGCGCACGUUAUCAAUAAUAUGAUUUUGGAUGGUCUGCCCCAGCCGGACAUCGUGUACAUGUCAGUCGACAGCGCGCCUACGGACUCUUACGGUUUGAAUGUUCCGGUUGAGUACCUCAGCAGCUUGAAUUGCUCGGGCUUGCCACCGCACGUGCUGCGGCUGAAGGAGGGGGUUCCGGUUAUGUUGCUGAGAAACAUCUGUGUGCACAUGGGCAUGUGCAACGACACUCGGCUGAUCGUGAACAAGUCGGUGUCUGGACGGCUCAUCGAAGCCACGAUUCUGCCCACCCGCAAGAUCGCGGUGAUACCUCGGUUGACUCUGGACUCCGACGACUCGGCCGGCUUCCUGUGGAAGAGGCGACAGUUCCSCUUGCGUGCUGCGUUUGCRAUCAYGAUUAACAAGUCCCAGGGUYAGAGUGUGUCGAGGGMCGGUUUGUAUCUUGAGAAACCUGUGUUCGGUCAUGGUCAUCUCUACGUUGGUCUAUCGCGUGUGCAGCUAGGGGAUUUAUCGGGGGAUGAGUCGGACGAUUCCCUGAAGGGGGAGCGAUCAUCGCCAAUCCGAUUUGGUUUUGGAUGGGAUGGAGCGCCUGCCGGUUGUGCCGGCCAGUCGGCUCCAUGCGAUGUGUCGGCAGGCAGGUCAGUGCAGCCCUCCACCGCUCCGGUGGCCUUUGCCGGCACAAGUGCUGGUACGGGGGGUGCGGACCGGGUGAGUAACGAGAUGUGCGAAAUCGAUGACGAGAAGGCCAACUUAGGAACGCAGCCGGCGUCAGCGUUUGCAAUCCGGCCACGCGAGGUCGUCGUAGGGCCCAGUUUGAAGUCGGACGUUGCGCGUACACCCGAGCAUUCGUCCUCGCUUGCGGCGACACAAGCAACUCGCUCCGAGCACUCCGAAGGUAUAGUGACGGGCGCGGCAUGCGGACAUUUCGACCCGGCGUCAGCGUUUGCAAUCCGGCCACGCAAGGUCGUUGUAGGGCCCAGCUUGACGUCGGACGUUGCGAGAACACCCGACCAUUCGUCCUCGCUUGCGGCGAGACAAGCAACUCACUCCGAGCACUCCGAAGGUAUAGUCACGGGCCCGGAGAUCAUACCAUCGUACGGCCGCAAUGGUUUUCGGCCGGGUACGAAAUUGGUUUAUCAGGAGAUCAGGCACCACGAUCCGCCUAUCUGGUUGGAUAAGGAAGGCACUGUUGCUCUCGACCGGAAGACGCAGAGGAUAGUCGAGUCUUGGACGGACAUUCUUGACAGGGUGGGUAGGAGACGGAUUCUGAACUGGAUGCUCAUCGCGCUGUUCUUGGAUGGAGAGCGGGUUGAGCUUACGGAACACAUUUGGCUAGACUUUUUGCUUGCGAGAGGGAGGAUCGAGCGCAGGUUUGUCCCGCGUCGUCGUGAAUUAGUGUGCGAUAACGGAUCGCUGCAGGACUCGCAUGAGCUUAUCCAGGCCAUCCUCCAGUAUGAACAUGUCACGAGGGCUGGAUUUGUCGUUCGGACUCUUUGUGAAAGAUUCGCAAAAGUUCACGACGAUUACGUGUCGUUUGAGAUCUAUCAGUACGCUAGACUGGAUGAAAUUGCUUUGCGUCUGCCCGAGACGCCCAGGUCGUUGUGUCCUUAUGUCAAGGCGUGUCACGGAGAUUGCCCGAUUGCGACAUAUGCACCGCCCGGCACUGGGUUUCGCAGGCCUACAUCCGCAGCCGAACUCGCAAGAGAACAGGCGACUCCGUCGCCGCGGAGGACGCGCCUUCGGUCUCCAUCACCACGUCUCACCACUUCUACGACCUGCUUCUUCUGCCACUUGCUACUCUACCCUCACGCUAAAAUGUCUCCGAAGAAUCGCGGUGCUGCCAAGGAUCCUCACUCUUUGCUUGCUAAGUCUAUUGAGGAGGAGGAAUCUUUACGUUGGCGGAUAGCCGAACUCAACGAGAAGCUGGUUGAGCUUCGCUCCCGUGGGUACGACGACAGAGACGUCCGAUGGUUGCGUGUGGAGGAAAAGAUUGACGAGGCUGAAGAAAAACGUCAGCGAGCGACAAGCAGAGCUGAGAGGAUGCGGAACAUCAUUGAUGCCGGUGAUAUUGAUAGCGAUGCAGAUUAUCGUAGUGGAGAUGAAUGGAUAGAAGAGCAAGAAGAGGCAUCAGACUCUAGCGAUCCAGAGGAGUGCCCGUACUUCCUUUCCCGGGAAAGCCAUAGCAGUGCUGAGCUGCUCUUCGUUCCAUACAUCUUCCUCAUCAAUCCACAACAGCGUAAUUCUUUAAAAGGAAUCAGUUGGGAAAACACAGUCCUCAUUUUCGACGAGGCACACAAUCUGCAAAGCAUUUGUGAAGAAGCAUCGUCGUUCGACUUGUCAACGCGGAUUAUAGAGCAAUGUAUCGAGGAAGCGGACAAGGUAUUGAAAGCGGUGCUGAAAACAGUUCAAGAUGGUGAAGCAAUGGAUGCGGUUGCUAAUGCUGAGAACUUCGCUGUUCUGAAAGCUGAUUGGAUGGGGGACAAGGACGGCUCAGGCGGCUCUAGGAAAGACGAAGGGGCAGCCCCUCCACCUCCACCUCCUGUGGAUACACAGGUGGAAAAGGGGAAAGGCCCUCUCAUUCCCAAAACCGGUGUGGAGUUAGCUUUGGAAGCUGUGCUGAAGGCUGCAGAAGCGGCCAAGGCACAGGUGGAGAAGCUGCAAAAGGAGAAGGAAGAGGCAAAGAGAAAGACCAAGGAAGUUAAUAGACGGGAAGCCCUUGCUGAUUACUUCCUGAAAGUAUAAGGAGACAAAAGGUUUAAUGAAACCAAUCGUCUCCU